AUGAGGUCAACGCUGCUCGCGAGCACACUUUUUGUCAUCGCUUUUGCAAAGACACAAGAGCCAAAACUCUUCACCCAGUCGCCCACCGUGCGACUCACCGCUGAGAAUUGGGAGGAGCAAGUCUUGAACUCGGCUCAUCCCUGGGUGAUUGUUUUCUAUGCGGAGUGGUGCGGAUGGAGUCAAAUGUAUUCGGAAAACAAUUGGCCGGAACUGAUUGAACGUCUUGGGAACAAUACGGAUGUCAAGCUGGGUGCCGUUGAUGAUUUGGAGGGAAUCUACGCGAGAUAUCACAUUCGAACAUUUCCUACGAUCAAGAUUUUCCUCCCAUUCUCACAAAAGCCAAUUCGAAUGAAAAUCGAUCGAUAUGAUAUUGCUUGGAUUGUCGACUAUUUGAGUCUCUUUCCAAAAUCGAGAGCCACCGAUGAUGCACACCAAGAUGCGCACAAAGAUGCGCACAAAGAUGCGCACAAAGAUGCGCACAAAGAUGCACACAAAGAUGCACACAAAGAUGCACACAAAGAUGCACACAAAGAUGCGCACCAAGAUGCGCACAAAGAUGCGCACAAAGAUGCGAACCCAAAGAUGAGAUUUUCCUCCUCUUCCUCUCACACUUUCUUCGCACUCCCUGGACUAAUAAUUGGCGCGAUUUUGUGGUUCACUCAA
Molecule: messenger RNA, 663 nt
Organism: Mesorhabditis belari
Lineage: Eukaryota; Metazoa; Nematoda; Chromadorea; Rhabditida; Rhabditidae
Source: the annotation of a GenBank genome assembly